Nilaparvata lugens (brown planthopper) is the source of this 956-nucleotide messenger RNA. Its product is annotated as endocuticle structural protein SgAbd-6. Gene Ontology annotation, cellular component: chitin-based extracellular matrix. NCBI's taxonomy places the organism in Eukaryota, Metazoa, Arthropoda, Insecta, Hemiptera, Delphacidae. The transcript is spliced from 4 exons. Gene Ontology annotation, molecular function: structural constituent of chitin-based larval cuticle. The record is from RefSeq and is a predicted model, not a curated record. The coding region runs from base 338 to 709 and encodes 123 amino acids.
AAGAGCUGAAUUCUACAUGUUAUAACAGAUAGCAUUUGAAUGGUAAAAGAUAAUGGGAUGGCAUAAUACCAUGUUUAUAGUCUAUAAUAUCGCUGUUGAAAAAAUCACUGGAAGAUUGAUUCAACCUGCAUCUCUCAAGGAGAAUCACCUUCCACCUCAAGUGCAAAUAUAGGUGGGAGAAUUUAUUACAUUGUACACCAGUUCUGGCUCUACUACCUUUGAAUCUGUGAUUAGAUGAGAUUGGUUGCAGAACAUCUCCAACAGCAUCGAGGAACGGUAGUCCAUCAUUCAAAGAGUGCUUCUCUGGUUGGAAUCCUUUAUCCUUUACACUAGCAGAAUGAAAUUUAACACAGCACAUUGUUCAGCAAUUAUUUUGUUCCUAUCACUCGUUUGUGUGGAGAGUUUGUUUCUUCCUGGAAAAGAUGCAUUCAUUUCUUCAUCGACCGAUAACAGAAACGAAGAUGGAUCAUAUAAUUUCGGUUUCAAGACAUCACAAGGAAUUGAGAGAGAAGAGAUGGGCUUUUUCAACGAAUUGGGCAAAUGGGUGGUGAAAGGAGUUGUAUCUUGGAUUGCUCCAGAUAAUAAAAUAUACGGCUACAAGUACGAAGCUGAUGAGAAUGGAUAUCAACAAUUUGAUAUGCCACCAGAGGAUGGAGAUAACAGAAUCGACGCAAAAUCUAAGAAAGGUUUACUUGGAGGGGCACUCUAAAUAUAUCAAAAAUAAUCUUAAUACUUUUAUAUCAGUAUUAAGAAUUUAAUUCGAAAAUUUCUUCUCCUGUACCGUACUACUUGAUAUUUUUAAAGUUCAAUCUUCAUUCAAUGUUCAAAUUUCAAUGUUCACGUCAUUAUCUGAAAUCAACUCUUGAUCUCAAUUUUUACCUUUUUGUAAAUUUUAUAGAUGACAUUUGUAUAUAUACUGUAUAAUGAAAAUAUGAAUAAAAAUUGAGUGAGUUUUA